Molecule: messenger RNA, 2022 nt
Organism: Ficedula albicollis (Collared flycatcher)
Lineage: Eukaryota; Metazoa; Chordata; Aves; Passeriformes; Muscicapidae
Product: nucleolar pre-ribosomal-associated protein 1-like
Exons: 2
Coding region: 911-1333 (140 amino acids)
Biological process (GO): maturation of LSU-rRNA from tricistronic rRNA transcript (SSU-rRNA, 5.8S rRNA, LSU-rRNA); maturation of 5.8S rRNA from tricistronic rRNA transcript (SSU-rRNA, 5.8S rRNA, LSU-rRNA)
Cellular component (GO): nucleolus
Source: RefSeq, a predicted model, not a curated record
CUUUAAACAGUUUAAAAACCACGAGGAGGUAAGCGAAGAACCUGCUGUGCCACUGGAUUCUGUAUUUACCACUUUGCUAAAGAGAGCCUAUGAGAGAGGAAGCAAGACCCUGCUGGAAGGUGGUGUUCAGACAAAAUUGAGAGACUUGGCUUCCUGGCUCCCACCUGACCAGCUUUUGUUGGGAGUAAAGCACGUGCUCUUAUACCUGAAAUCCACAGUGGAGAACUUCAGCAGUGUAAGAGCAAUAUUGUAAUAAUAUUGUGCUUAUGUUUGGUUUAUUUUCACUUAGAAGUUACAAAUGACUUAGCUGUUAAAACUUAGGUUCCAGUUCUGUAGCUCUUUUUUCUGUGCUUGUCUCUUAGGCUACGCAGGGCCAUACAAAACUGCACCUAGUUUGUAAACAAGUGUCUGUUCUAAUUAUUGAGGAUUUGCUUUGGAUUUACUUUGCAUGGGUUACCUUGCUGAUCGGUGUGAGUGCAAAUAAACUCGAGAUUUUAAUCCAGCUCCUGGGUCUCCCUAAGAAGCCUUUGCAGAGAGUAAAAUUCACUGGCCUGUGUAGCUCCAAAUGUCACAGUAUAAAUGAAAUUCUAUCACUAUUUAUUUGGCAACCUGAGACUUCGCUUAGAAUCGGGUUUCUACAUAGGGAGGUGGUUCCUUCCCCCAGAAGAGGUUGUAAUCUAAGUAGUUCUUAGUUAACUCCUGUUCCUGUUGAAUAAUUACCCUUCUGCUCCCAUCCUCCUCUUUUCUGCACUUGCAAGAUGCCUUUAUUUUCAUAGCUUGGUAAAGCUUUGGGUCCUCAGCUUGUUGACCUCUGUGUGGACACGCUGAGCAUCUUGUUGUGCCGGGGCAAUGAAAUGAAGCCGGAGCAGCGGCAGAAGCAGGAAGAGCAUCAGGCUGACGGGAUCUCUUAAUGGAUGAGGAGUCUCUGAUGACAGGAGUGUCUUCAGAUGACAAGACCCUGGAGGAUACGCUCACCUCAAUUUUCAGACAUCCUACACUGGAGAGCUGGUUCCUGGCGUUGGAGCUGCGCUCUAUUCCUCAGCCUGGUCUGAACCCUGUCACUGUGAAGCUCCUGUCAGCUCACCUCAAUUCUGGGGUGCUCCAGCUGCUGACAGCAGGCGCCCCCGUCCUGCAGAGCAUCACGAGGGAUCACAGACACGUCUUGUCCGAGUAUUUCGAAGCCAUCACCAAAAGUGUCCUGGAAGAGCUGCAGACUGUGGGGAAGGACAGAAGCCAGGAACUCCCACCAGCUGCAGGCUCUGGAGGAGCUGCACGUGUACAUGACUGCAGCUGGGCUGAAGGAGAUCACUUUACCCAUGCUGCAACUUCCUGAGAUGGGCUCGACUUCUCAGAAAUCUGAAAAAUCCCCUAAAAUAGGGAAGCAGUUAAGCUUCUGUGGACAAAUUUUGGUGCAGCUCCUUACAGACGGCUACCAAAGACAUCCCCAGCAAGGAGCACUUCUGCUGUCUGCAGAGCACGUUAAGGCUUUGGGGAAAUUGGUGUCAGCAUCGGCCAGCACCGAUUUGGAGCGAGGUUUCCUUCAGGCUCUCCGGAGUGAGCCAGUCCUUGCUCUCGCAGGUGCUGUCGAGGUGCAGGCUCACUGCCUUGCCCAGUGCUCACACACCUCCCUGGCCACUGCAGCCAUGCUGAUCCAGCACUCCAGGACUCACCUGCUGCAGUUGGAGCUCUGGUGUCUGAGCACUGCCACUGGGAAGUACCUGAGGAACCACAUGGACAGCUUUCUUCCACUCAUUCAUGUGUAUUUGCAAUGCAGAGACCUGUAUGGUUUCAGCCGACCUUCCGCAGGUAAAGGCACGCUGAGCCCUGCCAGGGAUGCAGAGGCCACAUUCCCUGUUCAGGAUCUGCUGGCCUUGAGGGCUGGCCAUGUUCACACCACAGGUAAAGGUGACAAGACUUAGACGUCUGAGCUCUAGUGACUGUCUUGGAAGUACCUCUGCAGCACUAAGGGUGAAGAGCUGUUCUGAGGCUUGCCUGUUAGAUGGAAGCCAAGUGCUCUUACAG